Messenger RNA from Protobothrops mucrosquamatus (brown spotted pit viper), 1497 nucleotides. RefSeq names its product proteasome 26S subunit, non-ATPase 6 (gene PSMD6). The transcript is spliced from 8 exons. Lineage: Eukaryota; Metazoa; Chordata; Lepidosauria; Squamata; Viperidae. The record is from RefSeq and is a predicted model, not a curated record. The coding region runs from base 104 to 1273 and encodes 389 amino acids. Gene Ontology annotation, cellular component: proteasome regulatory particle. Gene Ontology annotation, biological process: proteasome-mediated ubiquitin-dependent protein catabolic process. Gene Ontology annotation, molecular function: protein binding.
CUGUAGUCUCUUCUUCGCUGCUCGCUGGCUAUUUGGCUUCUCUUCCGUGCCUGUCAGCGACCGGCCUUUCUCUCUCUCGCGCUCGCCUUCCUUCCUCGCCGGGAUGCCGCUGGAAAACCUGGAAGAGGAGGGCCUCCCUAAGAACCCCGACCUCCGGAUCGCCCAGCUCCGCUUCCUGCUGAGCCUGCAGCCGCAAAGCCCGGACCCCGCCGUGCGCCAGGAGCUCAUGGCCGCCAUCCGUCAGCACGAUAUGGCCCCAUAUUAUGAAAGCCUCUGCAAAUCCCUUGACUGGCCGGUAGAGACAGAUUUGUUGAAUAAGAUGAAGAAAGCCAAUGAGGAAGAGCUGAAACGCCUGGAGGAUGAAUUGGAGGAUGCAGAGAAGAACCUGGGAGAAAGCGAAAUCCGUGAUGCCAUGAUGGCCAAAGCUGAGUAUCUCUGCCGAAUUGGCGACAAGGAAGCUGCUCUAACUGCCUUUCGGAAGACAUAUGACAAAACUGUUGCUCUAGGACAUCGUCUGGACAUUGUCUUCUACUUGUUGCGAAUCGGCUUGUUUUAUAUGGACAAUGACCUUAUUACACGGAACACUGAAAAGGCCAAAAGUCUUAUAGAAGAAGGAGGAGACUGGGAUCGGCGGAAUCGGCUCAAAGUCUACCAAGGCCUUUACUGUGUGGCCAUUCGGGACUUCAAGCAGGCAGCCGAACUCUUCCUGGAUACCGUCUCAACAUUUACAUCUUACGAACUUAUGGAUUACAAAACCUUUGUCACAUACACAGUUUACGUCAGCAUGAUUGCAUUAGAAAGGCCGGACCUAAGAGAGAAGGUUAUCAAAGGAGCUGAGAUUCUGGAAGUGUUGCACAGUUUACCCAAAGUGCGGCAGUAUCUUUUUUCACUCUACGAAUGUCGGUAUUCGGUUUUCUUCCAGUCGCUGGCCAGUGUAGAACAAGAGAUGAAGAAAGAUUGGCUGUUUGCACCACAUUAUCGUUACUAUGUUCGGGAAAUGAGAAUCCACGCCUACAGUCAGCUUCUAGAAUCUUACCGGUCACUCACACUUGGUUACAUGGCAGAUGCUUUUGGAGUCUGUGUAGAGUUCAUAGAUCAGGAACUUUCAAGAUUUAUUGCUGCUGGGAGACUACAUUGCAAAAUAGACAAAGUCAAUGAAAUCGUAGAAACCAACAGGCCUGACAGCAAAAACUGGCAGUACCAAGAAACCAUCAAAAAAGGAGAUUUGUUGUUAAACAGAGUGCAGAAGCUUUCCCGAGUAAUUAACAUGUGAUUUUUAAAAGUAAAAAAAAAGGAUUGCACCAUUCAGUCAGAACUUUUCUGGAAGUAAUUAUCCCUAUAUUAUAUAAUUUGUACUGUAGGUAAGAAAAUGUAACCAUGAUGUAGUUAGGGCUUUUGCAGUCUAUUUCAUUGUGUAAACAACUGAACUGUAUGAAUAUUCAUGUUUUUCUGAUCAUUGUCAUUAAAUGUACAGUACGGUUGACUGUUUUGUUCUCG